AUGGACUCCUUGAUGGGGUCGUUGGUCUCUAUGGUCAAUCCACUUUCUUUCUCUUUUCCGAUGUGGUUGGCCUCCCUCGCAGCCAAGGAAGUUGCCUUGCAAACAGCUGACCUUGGCGUGACUUGUGCCUGCAGCUUCCUGAAGGAGCUGCCGAGCCGUACUGGUGACAAGGUCUUGUACAAGAACCAGUUGGACAAGAAGGACAUGCUGUUCCUUUCUAUUAACUCCGUCAUCGAGGCAGUUUUCACAUGCCACAUGCUCAACGUGAUGUGGAGCUCGCCCGUCAUUUUUCGCAGCUGGAGCUCCUUCGGGUUUCUGACAGGACCUCUGGCGCUUCUGUUGAUCAUUCUUCUCAACGACAUGUUCUACGCUCCUGCUCAUCGAUUGCUGCAUCAUCCGUCCAUCUACCCUUACAUUCACAAACAUCAUCAUCGGUCAGUCUAUCCCACACGUGGAAACAUCGAUGCUCGCAACGAGCAUCCUCUCGAGCAGUUGAUUGCGAUGUGCCUGUGGAUGUGUGCUGUGCAAAUAACUGCCCACACCGUGGGCCUGCAUGCGGCUGCUUUGGGUGCACAUCUAGCCCUGAUGACGUUCGGAGCUUCACUCAACCACGCGGGGUUCGACUUCGAAGUCCGCUUCCUAGGUGUAGACUGGUAUUCGACCGGCGCCCACGAGAUGCACCACCGCCGGCCAGACAGAAAUUUUGGACAAUUCACAAUGCUUUGGGACAAGCUCAUGGGAACAUACAUUCCCUACGAUGACGGAUGGGAACCAGCAAAGCGACGUCUGGAACAAAAGGCCGACUAA
This is a messenger RNA of Symbiodinium sp. CCMP2456, 807 nucleotides long. The record is from the annotation of a GenBank genome assembly. Lineage: Eukaryota; Dinophyceae; Suessiales; Symbiodiniaceae.